AACGCGCACAUACCAUCACCCACGCUCGGCAUCUGAAGGCAUUGCGUCCUAUUAAUUCAGUCGAUUCACGAAACAAAUCCGCCACCGCUCGGCCUAUCGCGUCACCUCGGUCAAAAUUGCCAUUCGUCGCUGUACUUGGAAUUUGACCGCCAAAAAAGCCCCCUUGCAUUCACGACCCACAAGUCAUUUCCAGAGUCUAGACCCGACCAAGCCUGCUGCUUGCCGCAAACGUCAUUAACGCUUGCUGCAAACGAUCUUGACCAGCUUAACCGGCCGACAUGGCCAAACCAACACGGCACGCCGGUUCCCAUGAACCGUUGCAAAUUUACCAAGACGACCUCUUUGAGAACUCGACUGCGAUGGUCAACCACGCGCCCAUGCCUGCCGUUACCAAGCCCCCAAGACGACCACUCGGCGCAACAAGCAACAACAACGUCGUUCUCAACCCUCCCAUGCUCGCCUCUGACAGACACUCGCCCUUGAAGGCAUUGUCGGGCAACUCAAAAUCACCCUUCCUUCCGCUCAAGUCGCAAGGUAGUAAACUCAACAUGGUGCCAAUGGCACCUCCAUCAACCAACUCCCAGAGCACCGACUCGCUACACAAGAAGCCCUACCUAUCCAAGUUCAAAACCGUCGCGCAAAAGCCGCCUUCUGUGGAUCUCGCCGCCGGCUUUGGGAAGGAAAACGUCCACCCGCAACUAUACCCUGCGCCACCGACGAUCAACUUCGACCAGUUCUAUAUGCACAAGGGCCCGGGCAAGCGCACACUGAUGGAAGCUGCCCCGAUCAAGGAAUCGAGGCCGCUGAAGAAAGUCAAGGCCGACGAGUCGGGCCUGCCCCCACACGAUUCCUUUCCCCCAAUUGUCGACGACGGAACGAAACCGGGACAUAGCUACGCGACUUUGAUUGGAAUGGCCAUCCUACGAUCGCCACAACGGCGUCUGACCCUCGCCCAGAUAUAUAAGUGGAUUUCCGACACCUACUCGUUCUACAAGGCGGAGGAAUCGGGUUGGCAGAACAGCAUUCGUCACAACCUUAGCCUUCACAAGGCCUUCAUCAAGGUAGAGCGACCCAAGGACGACCCAGGCAAGGGCAACUACUGGACUAUUCAGGAAGGCAUGGAACAGCAGUUCAUGAAGGACAAGCCAGCAAGGAAAACCGCGACGACCGCCGAGAACGUGCCCGUUAUGUCGACCCGCAUGGAACCCUCGAGACCAGCCAACGUGCCUAUCCAAGAGCCGACCCUUCCGCCUCCUGCACCGAUUAAGCAUGCAACGCUGCCGCCGUUGCCUACUUCGCAGGCUACAGUCGCUGUCGAAUUCUCAUCCGACGCUACCAUUCCUGUCUCGGACUCGGCCGCACCUGAUGACGGACAGGACAAGCUGGAUCACGAAUGCUCACCUCUGCCUCCUACAAUGCACUCUUCACCGCCAAUCCCACGACACAUGGAGCCCCGCAGUCGUACUCCUCCUCCGCCUGGACGUGGCCCUGCAUCUUCGAUUACAAGAUCGCACAAGAGAAAAUUUGCGUCCAUGGACGACAGCGGUUACAUCUCAUCCCUCGAGUCGUCCGCUGUGCGCCCGCAGAAGACUGGCAUUCUCACCUCCGAAGCUGACCGUCCACGGAAGCGCAAUCGCGCAGGCAGGGCCGAGGACGAGAUUGCUCGCUUGCGCGCAUCGUCUUACGAUAGCCCUAGCAAGGGUCGGUCCUACAACGCAUUUGCCCCGCCGUCCUCGUCGCCGCUCCGCCAACAGGGUCAGAUGCUGCCACCGCUCACACCAGCCAUGAAGCUGAAGCCGCCCACGAAGGCCCCGCCGUCUGCAUCGCCCAACACUAACCUGCGCAUGCACCGUGAAAAUGUCCGUCAGAUGCUCCAGUCUCCCAUACGCAAAAUGGCCGGGACUGGCGAUGGCAAUGCGCCAUGGAGCCCGGCCUUCAACUUGGACGAGAGCGUCUACAACUACAACCUCAUGACCACUAAUGAUUUCGAUAUCUUCCAAGACAUGGAUAAUGACUUCUUCGACGGCUUACCGCAAGAUUCGCCCUCCAAGAAAUCUAGCGGAAAACGGCCUCGUCCUGAGCGCACGCACUCAGCUAAUGCCUUGGCCGACACGAACGACUCUGGCAAUGGCAACAAGUCGGUGCUUUCAACGCCCUUCUUGAAGGCCCCCGCGCAAUCCAACGCCUUGUGGGAGACCCCCAGCAAGGUUUUCGACGGGCUUUCCUCGCCCAUCAAGGCCAACGACGGUGCGUCGCAAUGGAGAUUCCCUUCGCCGACCAAGAUUUCCAACUCCUUCUACGAGGUGGCGGCGGAGGGUGACUGGCCCUCUUUCUCCUUCGACACAACCGAUUUCCUGGCGGAAGAGGCUACCGAAUAUUCGGGCCUCGAUAUCCUGCAAGGCUUCGAAAAGAUCGGCUCUGGCUCGCAACCCAAGUCUUCGGGUUCCAAGUCUGGCAAGCCUGCAUUUGGACGGAGUUACACCUCGCAAUUUUAAUCUCAUCUCACAAUGAGACCUUUGAGUCUCAUUGGCGCUGAGACAUGACGACCGUUAUGAUGUAUGAACGCACUUCACUGGCAUGACGUCUCCGAUGCUCAGGCAUUCGCGCGAUUGUUUCGGGCCACACGAUAAUGGAGCGGGAACCAAAAAACACUUUGGGCUGAUUUGGCUUUAAAGGCUAAUGUCUGAUACGGGCUUUGAGGCUUUCACAAUUCUCUUGUCCAUGAUUGUUUGCUUAUGAUAAUGAACAAAGCAGCGCACAUAUUAUCUGGCUUUU
Colletotrichum navitas is the source of this 2775-nucleotide messenger RNA. RefSeq names its product fork head domain-containing protein. The coding region runs from base 279 to 2495 and encodes 738 amino acids. Lineage: Eukaryota; Fungi; Ascomycota; Sordariomycetes; Glomerellales; Glomerellaceae. The transcript is spliced from 2 exons. Gene Ontology annotation, biological process: regulation of transcription by RNA polymerase II. Gene Ontology annotation, molecular function: DNA-binding transcription factor activity, RNA polymerase II-specific; RNA polymerase II cis-regulatory region sequence-specific DNA binding. The record is from RefSeq and is a predicted model, not a curated record.